AUGUCUACAUCUAGACCAGUUACUCCAGCUUCCCCAAGAUUUAUAAAGAUCAAAUCACCACAACCGGGAGUUCCUAAAUAUGGCUGUCAGCAUAUUCAACAACUCUUGAAUCCGGCCUUUGAGGAACGUAUGAAGAAUACAAUUACAUACUAUAAGAAUUGUUUAAGAGUGGUUUUAGAUAAUACUCCAAUUGUGCCACAAACCUCUAAGACGCCGAAAGGCCAGCCCCUCACAUCUCUUACGCCAAAUUACCUCUGUUUGCAAUGUGAACGAACAGCUACUGCACAAGAUCACAUGAAGCAUGGACAGGAGACUUCGCAUAGAUUUUAUGUUGAAUCGAGGACGGGUGCUCUGUAUUGCCAAAUGUGCAGUGACUUUGUAUGGGAUCCUACACUGGAGGAACUGAGAGUACGAAAGGUUGGGACUGGGUCUUUCUCUAGCCGAAAACGAAAACAUGACGAACUUUUUACAGACGCCACCAAAGAUGAUCCAAGGUUCAUAUCUACAAAUACAAUGUCAGCUCCUUGUCGUGCAAGUGGUGUUAGAGGUAUUUAUAAUAUGGGAGCCACCUGUUAUAUGAACGUCAUUCUCCAAUCUUUCGUUCAUAAUCCUCUACUUAGAAAUUUUUACCUCGGAGAUGGUCACCAAGCCAGCGAAUGCGAACAAAAGAAUUGUAUGAGCUGCGCUAUGGAUGACAUGUUUCAAGACUUCUACUCGCAAGAAAUCACAACAGGGUACUCAGCUUCGAAUAUACUUGCCAGCUUCUGGCUCUCGAAGAGAAAAGCGUACGAAGAAUUAGCAAGCAACAAAGAGCAAGACGCACAUGAGUUCUUCCAAUUUCUUACCGAGGAAUUACACGAAAUCAAUGGAGGAUCACGAGCAAGCGACCCAGAAGAUAGCAGUCCCAACCCCAAGCGGUCAAAAAUGGAUCAAGGUUGCAAAUGCAUCGUUCAUCAGACUUUCUAUGGAAAACUUCAGAGCACCAUCACUUGUCAAAAUUGCGGAGACGUAAACACAUCAGUCGAGUCCUUCCUAGAUCUUAGUUUAGGUCUCGAUGUCAUCCAGAAAAAGAGCAAGCUAAAAGCAGCUACUGGGACAAUAAGCCUCCAGCGUUGUCUGGACGAAGAGUACAUUCGGUCUGAACGUUGUGAAUACACAUGUCAUCAAUGCAAUACUCAAGAGGCAAAAAAACAACUCAGUAUCAAAAGCUUACCCAACGUAUUGUGUAUUCAGCUUAAGCGCUUCAAACAAGAUCCUAGAGGCCUCGCCUCUAAAAUUGAUACUACAGUCACAUUCCCUCUUCAAUUACAUAUGCUUCCUUACACCAAUCGCGCUCGUGGUCAAGACACGAAGAAUAACUUUGAGUUGGCCAGGUCAUGUACUUAUGAUCUGCAGAGUGUGGUGGUUCAUGUUGGGAAUUUGGAGACGGGUCAUUACGUUUCCUAUUCUCGAGUAGGAAAUCAAUGGUUUAAGUUCAAUGAUCAUAAUGUUACGUUGGCGAGUAAGAGUCAGGUGUUGAAUGAACAGGCUUUUCUGCUUUUUUACGUUAUUCAAAGUCUAGCUUAG
Messenger RNA from Sclerotinia borealis F-4128, 1566 nucleotides. Lineage: Eukaryota; Fungi; Ascomycota; Leotiomycetes; Helotiales; Sclerotiniaceae. The record is from the annotation of a GenBank genome assembly.